UACUUGAAGUAAGAUGUUCAUCAGAAACGCUUACCAGUACAUCAAUAGUUCUUGUUAGCUCUGAUUAAAAGCUGUCACUCUCGAAACCAUCGAAAUUCAAACAACAUGGUGAAAAUAGCCGAAACUGUUUUACUCCUGACUAUUAUAAAAUUUUAUCAGUUCGUAUAUGGCCGCAUGGGAUAUUCCGAUGGAGGUGAGUUCGAGAAAACGGAUACCGCUAACCUGCAAAUACUUCGAUCAAAACGUGCCUAUGAUCCUCUGGAUUUGCUCCGCUCGGGCUCGCGGAGUCAAUUGUGUGUCAACGUGACGUCAACUUUCGGGCUACCAAAGGAAGAUGAAGGGUUUGCUUUUGGCGACGCCGUUGUGCCUGGAUGGGCGGUAUUUUACCGAAGUGAACGAUCUAUUGCUUUCGUGAAACCAAAGAAUGUUGUUCCUGGACAUGUUCUCGUUAUGCCGCUGAACUACAGCAAGCGUAUCGUCGACAUGCCGGCGGAAGAGCUCAUGGAUAUGUUCCUUACAGCGCAACAUGUCCAACGUGGAAUGGAACGUAUCCACGGCGUCUCUUCAUCGCUAAUUGCCGUGCAGGAUGGACCGGAUGCUGGACAGAGUGUUAACCAUGUCCACGUGCAUAUCAUGCCACGCCGCCCAAAAGACUUUGACGAAAACGACGAAAUCUACUACAAAUUACAACAGAUUGGCAAGAAGCUCCCACUGAAGUGGCGCACCAAGGAAGAGAUGAAAGCGGAAGCUCAAGGACUUCGGGCAUUUUUCUCUCAUCAGAUUUCUAUUUGAUCAAGGUCAAGCAGUGACAAAGCGCAAAUCAAACCUAGCAGUUAACAAAGCGCACCCGCUGACUUGCUCUGCAGACUACCUUUUCUGUAGUGAUUGGGUCUCAGAAAUAAUGAAAAACAUUUCAGAAUUUCAGACAUGCUUAAUGCAUAUUGGACGAUCAUAUAGACCGCGCCGCAAUA
This is a messenger RNA of Paramacrobiotus metropolitanus, 971 nucleotides long. RefSeq names its product bis(5'-adenosyl)-triphosphatase-like. Gene Ontology annotation, molecular function: catalytic activity. The record is from RefSeq and is a predicted model, not a curated record. Bases 106 to 792 code for a protein of 228 amino acids. NCBI's taxonomy places the organism in Eukaryota, Metazoa, Tardigrada, Eutardigrada, Parachela, Macrobiotidae. The transcript is spliced from 5 exons.